CCAACGCCCAGUUUGGGGGCUUAUUUCAUGAGCAAGAAUUUGCUGGGAUUUCUUCUCGAGAGGAUUUGUCUUGGAUGAAAAGGGACUGGACCUCUAAGCUUGUUGGUGCCUCCCUGUCUGUGCUGUAGCAGUUUUCAGGAUGGACUCGUACCUGAUCCAAGUGAACGGCCCUGGAGGUCAUGCCCCUCUGCUGGAUGUUCAUCUCAAGACCAAUGGAAACAGCAUGUCACUGGGGAAGGUGAAGGGCCGGAAGCCAAGAUGGGCUGUCAGGGCUUCUGAAAUGUCAAAGAAGACUUUCAAUCCUGUCCGAGCCAUUGUAGACAGCAUGAAGGUGGAGCCCAACCCAAAGAAAGCUAUGAUUUCCUUGUCUUUAGGAGACCCGACGGUCUUUGGAAAUCUUCCCACAAAUGAUGAGGUCACGCGGGCUGUGAAAGAGGUUUUGGACUCAGGACGUUACAAUGGCUAUGCUCCAUCUGUUGGCUACCAGUCCUGCCGGGAAGCAGUGGCUGCAUAUUACAACUGUCCAGAGGCACCACUGGAGGCCCAGGACGUCAUCUUAACAAGUGGCUGCAGCCAGGCGAUAGAGCUUGCCUUGGCAGUGCUGGCUAACCCAGGCCAGAACAUCCUGGUGCCACGGCCUGGCUUCUCCCUCUACAAGACUCUGGCACUAUCUAUGGGAAUUGAAGUUAAACUUUACAACCUCUUGCCAGAGAAGUCCUGGGAAAUUGAUUUGAAGCACUUGGAGUCCCUGGUGGAUGAGAAAACAGCUUGCCUGAUUGUGAACAACCCAUCAAACCCCUGUGGUUCUGUGUUCAGCAAGAGCCACCUCCAGAAGAUCCUGGCAGUGGCAUCAAGACAGUGUGUUCCCAUCCUUGCUGAUGAAAUCUAUGGAGACAUGGUGUUUACUGACUGCAAAUAUGAACCCAUUGCAACUCUCAGCACCAAUGUGCCCAUCUUGUCCUGUGGUGGCUUGGCAAAGCGAUGGCUUGUCCCUGGCUGGCGGAUGGGCUGGAUCCUAAUCCAUGACAGGAGAGACAUCUUCGGUAAUGAGAUCAGGGAUGGCCUUCUUAGACUGAGUCAGAGGAUCCUAGGACCAUGUACAAUUGUCCAAGGAGCACUGGAGCGUAUCUUGCACCAGACGCCCCCUGAGUUCUACCACAACACCCUCAGCAUCCUCAAGUCCAAUGCUGACCUUUGUUAUGCUGCCCUAUCAGCUAUCCCAGGCCUGCAGCCUGUCCGGCCUGCUGGAGCCAUGUACCUCAUGGUUGAAAUUGAGAUGGAGCAUUUCCCUGAGUUUGAAAAUGAUGUGGAGUUCACUGAGCGGCUCAUCUCGGAGCAGUCUGUGUUCUGCCUGCCGGCCUCAUGCUUUGAGUACCCAAAUUUCUUCCGUGUGGUGAUCACUGUACCUGAGGAGAUGAUCUUGGAGGCCUGCAGUCGCAUCCAGGAGUUCUGCGAGAUGCACUACCAGGGUGCUGAGGGGGCCCAGGAUUUGGAGUGUGACAAGUAGCCACAGCCAGCCUCCUGCCUCUGCCUGGCUAGAUCUUGUGUGAGGCAGCAGGCAGGGCUGUGUCCAGUCAGCCCCACAACCCCCUGCCUGUAGGCAGCUGCUGUCCUGCUGCUUCACUUUUUUUUUUUUUUUUUUUUUUUUUUUUUGCUUCACAGACCCCCUAAGCACCAUGGAAAGAAGCAGACACUUCUCUCUCUUCCACUGCAGCUCCCACACCCUCUGGCAUCUGGUGUCUGUGGUCUCCGUAUACUCAGUAUCUGCACCCCACAGUGGUCCGUGCUGCCCAUGAACAAGCUGCAGGCAGGGACAUGUGGCUGAUCCUGCACCAGGACCCGCAGCUUACGGCCCUGUGUGGCCAGUAGCUCCCGUGCUGCCUGCACUCCCACUCUGGGGCAGGAGAUGGUCAUGGUCUCAGAGGACAAGAGACACUCACCCACCUCUCACCUGUCUUAACUUAGGAGGUCAGAGCUCUUUAUACCAAGCCCUUUGUGCAACAAAGGGAGUAAGUUAUUUUGACUUUUUUUUUAUUAAUAAAUGUUCUGAGAUGGCAGGCCCCAUGGUGUGCUCCUACUGUACCAGGUCAGGUCCAGGCUGCUGGCUGGGUCACCCUUGCUUGGCUGGUGGUACCCCAUGCUCACCUCUGUCCCUACAGCUGUCUGGCUGGGGCCUGCCCAGCCAUCAGCAGGGGCACAAGAAGAGCCCUUUGCACCUCAAUUGUGCUCAGCAGAUAGUCAGGGCAGGAUGGGCCCAGCAAGCCUGGCACAGGCUGGAGCCAGCCACCCCAUCCCAGUGACACCAGAGGCUCCCUGCAGUGGCUGGACCCCUCCUCACAGCCAGUCCUGCCUGCCACUGUGGGUUGGCCCCUAUGGCUCCCUGCCAGCAGAGCAGUGGGUGCUGGUGUGUAGGCAGUACCAGGUGCCAAUUCCUAGCUGUUCAAGGCUGAGGUAGCUGAGUGUUUCCUGCCACAGCAGUGAAGGGGAGGGUGGUACCACUGUGAAAUGCUUGCGUUGUGUGUGUGAUGUGCCACCUUGCCCAGAUUGCUGAUGACUGAGUGCGUAAGUCCCAUAAAGUAAGAAGGAACUGGUGGCCAGGUGCCUGCUUGGUCCAUGGAAAGAGGGGGCAGUGCCUGUGCAGUCACAAGAAGGUAAUGUCCAACAUACUGGCUGCUGUAGUCAGGGUCCUGGGGAGACAUUUCUCUUCACAGAGCAGCGAUAUGCAGAAUGCCUCAUGCUGUCACCUCCAGCUCUGUUCACCUGUGAGACCCACAGGUUGAUCCUGCCUCCCCUUCCAUGGGAAAAGUGAGCUAGCUCUGCAUUGUGUGCUCCCAGACCUCAUGCCAGGCUCUGUGGACAUCUGAUUGCCUUCUCCUGUCCUGUCCAGGACAAAAUCUGGGUACCAGUACUCCAUUAGAGGGAAGGUGUCUUUUUGAGGAAAAUACUAUAUGAAAAGAUACACAUCAGCUGAAUGUCCAGGCUUCAUCCUUUCCUUUCAAACAAAGCAAUCCUAGAACAAAAAGAGAAUCAUGCUGGGGCUGUGAGUUAAUUACAUGACACUUAGGAGAUUUGGGGCCUUUAGACCUCAAAAUAAAACCAAAUAACCUGAGCUGUUUAAGACAAAGAUUGAUAAAUGAUUAAUAGGAUAAUGUGCAAGGGGUCUGUUGGGCCAGGUGGACUUCACAGCUUAUUGUUGCUGCAGUUAUGCUGUUAUUACUAAUGAAUAGGUCUCAUUUUUCAGAGAAAGCUGCUCCUUUCAAAUCCCUCUCCCUUCAUGGACACCUUUCCCUUAAGAGACCCUCCAGAGAUUUCUGUUAACAUGCAAAUAAUCUACAGUGAUUAACAAUGUUCUGUUUCCUCUAAGCCCAACGUCAUUUGACCAGCAGCCAGAGACAUACACAUAUAAAUACCUUACAAAUCUCAAGACACUUAGAUCUGUCAAGGCCACUUCCUCUAUUGCCAUCUUUUGCAAACAUACCACUGCCUUUUGACCACACCUAAGUUUUCCCUGUUGUGAUAGCAAACUAACAUUAAAACACAAAUACGAUGGAAUCAUUCUCCAGGCAUCACAAUCACAGAUGCUUUGCUUCACGAUGUGGGUGUAGCUCAUAGCACUCUGCCAGCCAUACAAACAAGCCUAAGCUGGCAUCUGGAGGUUCUUUGUGCCAAUGAAGGCCCCUUCAGCAGUGAGACCAAGGAGAAAACUAAAACAAAUAUCUCAAGCUUCUCUUCCUCAGAUACCCAGACAAGAUUGGCAGUGCUUUGGUAGAAUCCUCCCAGUGCUUUUAUGGCUAAUGCAUAGCCAUACUCCCUGUCUUAGCUG
Molecule: messenger RNA, 3823 nt
Organism: Cygnus olor (mute swan)
Lineage: Eukaryota; Metazoa; Chordata; Aves; Anseriformes; Anatidae
Gene: TAT
Product: tyrosine aminotransferase
Exons: 12
Coding region: 140-1507 (455 amino acids)
Biological process (GO): aromatic amino acid catabolic process; biosynthetic process
Molecular function (GO): pyridoxal phosphate binding; L-tyrosine:2-oxoglutarate transaminase activity
Source: RefSeq, a predicted model, not a curated record